AGGAGGACAGACACACUCGCUCACAUCCUCAGCUGCAACGGACCGAGACGUUCGCUCUACCGAAGCAAAGUGUCUUCAAUCGUGUGUGUGUGCAUCGUACUCACUCGGACUAAUUGUACUCAUUCGACUGCACCAUGAUACCCUGUUGGAAACAAGUGACCACGGCGGCUUCCAUGAUGCUGCUGGUCAGCACACUCGUGGGUCUGUGUCCAGCCCUGGUGCUCGUUCAUCCGGUCGGCGUCGUGCCGCAGACGCCGGUGGUCUACCACUCGCCCAACGGGCAACCCCUGCUGCCCGUCGGAGGAGGGCCGCCGGUCAUUUACCACUACGGUCCCGGAGGCGUCAGCCCCGAACUGCAGCCUCCCGUCGUCCUCGUGCUUCCCGCAUAUCCGCCCGCGAACCAGCCUCCGAUGCAACCACCGUUCAUCGAGGAAGUGCCCCCCGUGUUCAAGAACCCGCCACCGGACCCGGAGGACACCCCGCCAGCCAAGAAGCCCAAGGUUCACGGACGCCGAGGCAACAACCAACCCGACUGUUUCGAGGUGGACAACAAGAAGGGCGUCGCACCGCCACCGACCCGCAAGCCUUCCAAGAAGGGCCGCGACUCCCAGACGAGGAAGUCCAUGAGGCCGCCCGCGGAGUCCACCACCAAGAGGCCGCCCAACAAGCUCAACCGUCGCGUCAACCCCAAGAGCGAACGCCUUACAAGCGAGAGGUUAACUAUGGCGAAGAACGCCUAAGUCUUUCUCGUCCGUCUGCGCUGAAUUACCUUGCUGCGGCGCGAUUUUCAACGGCGGCGGAUUCCGCCAUGUUGCCUUCUUCCGAUCGGCUCUAAAGCGCAGGGAGAAGCGCCCCCUGUUUCUUGUUUCAAAACGGCAACGUGGUGGAGCUCCGCUCUCGGUGAAAAGUUCGUAACACGGCUGGUUAUAUACGCAGAUGGUCUCGCGGGGCGUCGUCAGAUUGCUGCGAUGAUUUUCCUCUGUGCGGUUGUCUACAAUUAAGCAUGGUCUGAAUACUUUUGCAGCAGCCAUAAGCGCUGGAAACUAAGCCAUGAGCGUUGGAACUAACGGACAACUCAGAAGGUCGGUAUUAAAUGUUUUGCUACAUGGUGAAAAAUUCUUCCGAAAAAGGCAUUAGAAUCAGUAUCAAGCAGUCUGAAAAAAAAUUAGAUUAAUUAGCAGCAGGUGACCCGUCGGCAUUCACUUUAUGCUAACUUUGUAAUAAUAGACAUCACCUGACAAAGAAAAAAAAGCUAAAUGUGACGUCACUAGUGUCAGCACGCGUAUUCGUAAACGUUGGCCGGAGAUUGCGCCCAGAACAGUGCUAAUUUGCCAAAGUGCAGAUGUUUUAUGUUUUUUUUUUCAAACGCACAUUGAGGAAGCAUCAGCACGUUGAAGGUGAAUGCGGAUAUUGACGACUGCGCGAGCUUAAGUGACUCCGUGCAAGACACGGGGUGUUUUUAGUCAUUUGGCGUAAGCUUAGUCAUGAUUCACAUGACUAAGCAACCACGCUAGCUGCUUAGUCGUGACAUUUCUCACAUCCACAUUACAUUCCGUUCAUUCCAAGUUCAGCCGAUAGCCAGUGUUUCCGGGUUCCGAGCCAUCAAAGUGUCGACCUUUGUAUCUCUCACCCUGUAUAAAGCAAGACCCAGGGGCACCGGCGCGUCGGCACCGAUCGUCAUGCAUCAAUCAUCGCACAGUAAUUUAUCGAUAUUUUUGCAUUCAUUCUGAGUUUAUUAUUCUGUAAAUAAACUGACAUAAUUUAUCUACCA
Rhipicephalus microplus (southern cattle tick) is the source of this 1771-nucleotide messenger RNA. RefSeq lists its product as uncharacterized. NCBI's taxonomy places the organism in Eukaryota, Metazoa, Arthropoda, Arachnida, Ixodida, Ixodidae. The record is from RefSeq and is a predicted model, not a curated record.